Molecule: messenger RNA, 2925 nt
Organism: Letharia columbiana
Lineage: Eukaryota; Fungi; Ascomycota; Lecanoromycetes; Lecanorales; Parmeliaceae
Exons: 4
Coding region: 1-2925 (974 amino acids)
Biological process (GO): nucleoside metabolic process
Molecular function (GO): protein binding; catalytic activity
Source: RefSeq, a predicted model, not a curated record
AUGUUCCCUCCACUAAUGCCAGUCAACAUUCGUAAUCAGCGGAAGGUCAGCGUCGUACCUUGUUCAAGGAUAUCCAUGGAACUCAUUGGGAAUAUGGUGGUGCUCAAGUCCUGCAUUGAUACAAUCUGUAUUGACGAGAUUACGAAAGCGUUCACCAGCGACAAAAUCGGUCAGCAGCCUGUCAGUGUCAGGCUGAGGGGACCGAACAAAUUCCAUGGCUUUGUGGAUCUAUGCUCUCUUAAGAACAUGGUCCAAUGCAUCCUAAACCUCUAUACCGUGGGAUGGAUCUGUGCAUUGCAGACGGAGUAUGUGGCAGCCUGCGAGCUCUUGGACGAGGAACUCCCCCCUCUACAGACAGCACUACCCCACGACAACAACGCAUACACCUUUGGUCGCAUCAACGACCACUACAUCGUCAUCGCAUGCCUUCCGAAAGGAAGGUACGGUCUUGCUUCCGCCGCUAGCGUGGCCAAAGACAUGCUGCGCAGCUUCGAUUCCAUCCGCGUUGGAUUAAUGGUCGGCAUCGGAGGGGCUGCGCCAAGCGAUAAGCACGAUAUUAGACUUGGUGAUGUUGUGGUCGGCUGUCCAGUGAAGAAGGAGGGUGGUGUGAUUCCCUACAACUUCGGCAAGGCGGUUCAAGAAAUGGAGUUUGUGUCAACUGGGUCUUUGAACUCGCCGCCGACGGUUCUGUUGACGAAUCUGACCAAGCUGAGCGCAUACCACGAGAGAAAGGGCAAUCACAUUGCUGAGUCGGUUCGAAAGAUGGUUGCCAAAAACCAAAGAUUGGGAGAGAAAUACCAACAUCCGGGGGUAGAGAACGAUCGGUUAUAUGAGUCAAGCUAUACUCAUCAAGGCGGUGAUGAUAGGUGUGAGAUCUGUUGUGACCAAGCAUCUCCUCCGGUGCUCCACCGAUCGCAGCGGCUCCAUGACUUGGAUGAGCCGGUGGUGCACUACGGCCUUAUCGCAUCAGCAGACACACUGAUGAAAGAUGCGAUUGCUCGCGAUCGGUUAAUCAAAAAGCACGAUAUCUUAUGUUUUGAGAUGGAGGCGGCAGGGCUCAUGAACGACUUCCCGUGCGUGGUUAUUCGAGGUAUCUGCGAUUACUCGGAUUCACACAAAAACGAUAUGUGGCAAGGUUACGCGGCGGUCGCGGCGGCGUCGUACGCCAAGGAACUUCUGGGAAUUAUCCCAGCACAUCAGAUUGCCAGCACGCAGACGGCGACUGCGGAGAUGGUCAAACCUCUCUUCUCCGUGCCAUAUGAAAGAGAUGCCAACUUCAUUGAGCGAAAAGACAUCUUCUUUCAGAUUGAGAAGCAACUUCACAUGCAUCACCGUGCUUCAAUAUGUGGAAUUGGAGGUGUUGGGAAAUCUCAGAUCGCCAUCGAGUACGCUUACCGGUUUCGGCAGUCUCGACCGCAGAGUCAUGUCUUCUGGGUGUACGCCGCCAGCUCUGGUACAAUUUUGCAGGCCUGUCAUGAGAUUGCGCGUAGCCUGAAACUUCCUACAUACGAAGAUCCGAAGUCCGAUCCAUGUGAGCUGGUCUCCAGAUGGCUCAAAGAGGACGACCGUACGUGGCUCCUGAUAUUGGAUAAUGCGGACGAUGCAGAUGUCAUUUUCGCUUCGACUGAAUUUCAUGCAUCACCUGCUACUGUUACGCAAAUUCAUCGACCCUUGAUCGACUAUCUUCCUAGCAUUUUGAAUCCUCAGAAGUCAUUGCUUGUUACGACAAGAGACAAACGUGUUGGUCAGGACCUUGCCUAUGGAGAACUGUGUGUGGAAGUGCCGCCAUUUUCAUGUCAAGAGGCGAGAGCCCUGUUGCGAUCGAAAGUGAAAGGAGCGGCGGACUUUUUCGACGUGUCCAGUACAGAAAGGCUGCUGGAAGUUUUGGGACAUAUUCCACUAGCCAUCACGCAAGCUGUAGCUUUCAUCAAUCACAAUGGGAUGACUGUCGAAAGCUAUCUAACAGCCCUUGAAACAGAUAAGCAGGACCUAACGGAGUUUCUGAGUCAUGAGCUUCAAGAUCAUCGGAGGCAGCGUGGUUUUCCCAAUUCCGUCUUUCGAACAUGGAAGUUUUCUUUCGAUCAGAUCCUGACACAAGAGCCUCAGGCGGCGAAGUUGCUGUCCCUCGUAGCGAUGCUUGAUCCACGACGGAUCCCGGAAAAGCUAGUACGACGGUCAAUUGGGAGAGAGUUGGACUUCAGGACUGCCAUUGGUACGCUGAACGGAUUCGCUUUGAUUACUGCAGAGAUUGGGGGAGAGAUAUACGCCAUACACCCACUUGUGCAAGCAUCGGUGCACUAUUGGCUCGAGCAGAGGAACGAGAAAGCGAACUACGUAAGUCAAGCGUUAGAGCUGUUAGCAAAGGAGUUUCCGCAGGGUAAAUAUGAAAACAAAGAGACGUGUGAAUCAUUGUUGGCGCAUGCUCAGGCGGUGUUGAAUUGGGACUACGUAUCAAAGGAUGAUGAUCAGAGAUACCGCGCCGCUCUUCUAUACAAUGUUGCGACCUUUCAUGGUGCGCAGGGUAGAUUUGGCUUUGCGUAUCAAGAAGUCUCCAAAGCACACAAUAUCAAUCAAAAACGAUUGGGGGAAGAUGCGCCUAAGACUCUGCAUAGUCUGUCUUUACUUGCAACAAUCCUUGGGAUUCAAGGACAAUAUGAGAUGGCUGAGAAGAUGACUCGACGAGCGUUGGAAGGUUUUGAGAAGGUGCUGGGAGUUGAGCAUCCCAGCACAUUGUUCAGUGUCAAUAAUUUGGCAUUAGUGCUUCGACAACAAGGAAAGUAUAAGAUGGCCGAGGAAAUGAGCCGACGAGCGCAGGAAGGAAUGCAGAAGGUGCUGGGAGUGGAACGUCCCUUUAGCAACAUUAUAAGGCCACUGUCCACGAUUUGGGGCCUACUUGCUUUGUCUGUGUGUAAAGAAAGAUCAUAA